Rhododendron vialii is the source of this 3357-nucleotide messenger RNA. RefSeq lists its product as uncharacterized. Gene Ontology annotation, molecular function: RNA-DNA hybrid ribonuclease activity; nucleic acid binding. The record is from RefSeq and is a predicted model, not a curated record. The transcript has a single exon. The coding region runs from base 1 to 3357 and encodes 1118 amino acids. NCBI's taxonomy places the organism in Eukaryota, Viridiplantae, Streptophyta, Magnoliopsida, Ericales, Ericaceae. Gene Ontology annotation, biological process: DNA integration.
AUGGAAGAUCUUAAAGCUGCUCCUGCUAAGCUUGAUGAUUAUAAAGCAGAAGUAAAAGAUCCAUUAGAGGAUUUUAAUGUAGGAACAGAGGAAGAUCCAAGAAUUCUUCAUGUAUGUGCUGCUUUACCUGAUGAAAUGAAGGAUCGUUUGAAGUACUUGUUAUUAGAAUUCAAGGAUUGCUUUGCUUGGGAUUAUCCUGAUAUGCCUGGUUUGAAUAGAUCACUAGUUGAACAUAAAAUUCCUAUUAAAGAGGAUUUUGUCUCAUAUCAACAGAUUCCAAGACAGAUGACACCUGAAGUUCAAAAAGAAGUAAAGAAAGAAAUGGAACGAUUAUUUAAGGCCAAAUUUAUUAGGCCUGUUAAGUAUGUUGAAUGGAUUUCAAAUAUUGUUCCUGUAAUCAAGAAAAAUGGCAAGGUUAGAAUAUGCAUUGAUUUUAGGAAUUUGAAUACGGCAUCACCAAAAGAUGAGUAUCAUAUGCCUGUUGUAGACCAUCUAGUGGAUGCAACCGCAGGCCAUCGAUUUCUUUCCUUUAUGGAUGGUUAUUCUGGAUAUAACCAAAUAUUCAUUGCAGAGGAAGAUACACACAAAACUGCAUUUAGAUGUCCAGGAUAUAUUGGACUAUUCGAAUGGAUUGUUAUGGCGUUUGGAUUAAAGAAUGCAGGAGCAACUUAUCAAAGAACAAUGAAUGUGAUUUUUCAUGACCUAAUUGAAAGGUUUAUGGAAGUUUAUAUUGAUGAUAUAGUGGUAAAAUCAAAUACAUUUGAUGAGCAUAUAGACUAUUUAAGACAAGUCUUGGUAAGAAUGAGACUAUAUAAGCUGAAAAUGAAUGCAAUGAAAUGUGCUUUUGGGGUUACUGCUGGAAAUUUUUUGGGAUUUCUGGUUCAUAAAAAAGGGAUUGAGGUUGAUAAAGAUAAAGCAAAAGCUAUAAUAAAAGCACAGCCUCCAACAAAUAAACAGGAACUCCAACAGUUUCUAGGACAGGUAAAUUUUCUUAGGCGAUUUAUCUCUAAUCUGUCUGGAAAAACUCUUGCUUUUUCCCCACUCUUAAAGUUAAAAUCUCAGAAAGAUUUUAAAUGGGAGGGAGAACAUCAGAAGGCAUUUGAGUUUUUAAAGCAAUCAUUGGUAAGGCCUCCUGUUUUGAUGCCACCAAUAAAUGGAAAGCCUUUAAAAUUAUACAUCUCAGCAGGACACCAGUCGAUUGGUUGUCUUUUGGCUCAAGAUAAUGAAAAUGGCCAUGAACAAGCCAUAUAUUAUCUUAGUAGGAGAUUAAAUGAAUGUGAGAUAAAAUACAAGCCUAUUGAGAAGCUAUGCUUGACAUUAUACUUUUCUGCCACCAAGCUAAGAUGUUACAUGUUACCAUCGACGGUAUAUGUGAUUGCACAAACGGACAUCAUCAAAUAUAUGUUAACAAGGCCCAUAUUAAGAGGUAAACAAGGGAAAUGGUUGUUAUCCUUAAUAGAGUAUGAUUUACAGUACAUGCCUCAAAAGGCAGUAAAAGGGCAAGCUUUAGCUGACUUCAUAACGAAUCAUCCUAACAUAUUAAUAGAAAAGGAUGAAUUUGAGAUACAUUUGGUUGAAAUAAAACCAUGGAAGUUGUCAUUUGAUGGCUCCAAGACUGACAGAGGAGUUGGAGCAGGUGUAGUUUUUACAUCCCCAAAAGGAGAAUUCUUGCAGUUCUCUUUUCAGUUAGAUGAAAACAGGAUUUUAACCAACAAUCAAGCUGAGUAUGAAGCUUUGAUUAUUGGAUUAGAGAUUGCAAAAGAAUUGAAUAUUAGGUAUUUAAAUGUUGCAGGAGAUUCGCAAUUGGUAAUUCGACAGAUAACAGGCGAAUAUAAGUGCAAUCAUCCUUUAUUAGAAUUUCAACUACAGAAAGUUAAAAUUCUAAUAACAUAUUUUGAUGAAGUGCAUUUACAACAUGUUUAUAGAUUGGAGAAUAGUGAUGCUAAUCAAAUGGCACAAAUUGCUUCUGGGAUUAGGAUUCCAGAAGGGCAAAGUGAAAAAUUAAUAAAGGUCCAAAAGAGAUUCUUGCCUUUCUCUAUUGAAAGAGAUAGUAAUGAUUUUGAUAUUAUGGAAAUAAAUCUGGUUGAUGAUUGGAGGGUUCCAAUAAGGAAAUUUCUAGAGAACCCAAAGGAGAAAAUAGACAGAAAUAUAAAGCAAAGAGCCAUAAACUAUGUUAUAGUAGGCAAUGAUUUAUUCAGAAAAUCUUCAGAUGAAGUAUUAUUGCUGUGCAUUGGUAAAUCCCAAGCAAUGACAGUUAUGGGUGAAGUUCAUGAGGGAACUUGUGGUUCUCACCAGUCUGGAGAGAAAAUGAAAUGGUUACUCAAAAGAUAUGGCUAUUAUUGGCCAACAAUAAGAAAAGAUUGUAUCUCAUAUGCUAAGGGGUGUCAAAAGUGUCAGCAAUAUGGACCUAUUCAAAGGGUUCCAGCUUUUCCUUUACAGUCAAUUGUCAAACCAUGGCCUUUCAGGGGAUGGGCAAUUGAUAUGAUUGGAGAAAUAGUUCCUCAUUCUUCUCAACAGCAUGAGUAUGUAAUGGUGGCGACGGAUUAUUUUACAAAAUGGACAGAAGCUAUCCCAUUGAAGAAUGUAGCACAGAAACAAGUAAUUGAUUUCAUUGAGGAGCAUAUUUUCUGUCGAUUUGGUAUUCCUGAGACAAUAACAGUUGACCAAGCAUCUGUGUUCAAUGGUCAUGAAGUAAUGACUUAUGUUAACUCAUAUGGAGUUAAGAUCUUGAAUUCUUCUCCUUAUUAUGCCCAAGCAAAUGGGCAAGUAGAAUCUACAAAUAAAAUUAUUAAGAAUACUUUAUCUAAAAUGAUAAUUGACAAUCCAAGGGAUUGGCAUGAUCUACUGCCAAGAGUGUUGUGGGCCUAUAGGACUUCAAAAAGGGAGAGCACCAGGGCUACACCAUAUGAGCUAGUAUAUGGCCAAGCCGCAGUUUUACCCGUCGAAGUUAAUAUUAUAUCUCACAGAGUGGCUAAGCAUUAUAGCCCAAACAAUAUGGAUUUUGAGGAAGCAAUGUAUCAAGAAUUAGAUGGACUGGAAGAAUCCAGAAUGGAUGCUUUAAAUAACAUACAAGCACAGAAAAGGAAUUUAGAAAGAGUCUACAAUAAAAGAGUCCAUGAGAAAUCAUUUGCAGAAGGUGAUUUGGUUUGGAAAGCAAUUUUGCCCUUAGAUAAGAAAAAGAAAGGGCACUUUGGUAAAUGGUCCCCAAAUUGGGAGGGACCAUUUCGUGUGUUAAAAGUUUUAAGAGGAGGUGCGUAUCAGUUAGAAUCUAUUCUUGGAAGUGUCCAUGAAAGAACAAUCAAUGGAAAGUAUUUAAAGGCAUAUUUUCCAUCCCCUUGGGAGUUAAUUGAAGAAUGA